UUCUACGGCGUCCUCCGAAUUUAUUCACGGAAAGAGUAUCGCCAUAUUGCUUCCGUGAGUUUUGUGAAUUUUAUGUACAAUUCUCUUUAAUUAUGACUAUAAUAUCAAAAUUAAGUGAAGUAAACUAAUCUAUAUCCAAAGAGUAAUCAGAGUAAUACAGUUUAUGGUGUCCAAGUUGUGCAAAUAUCGAAAAAAAGUGUAGCGUCGAGGAAGAGUAAUGUCUUAUGAGAAAAUGGAAGUUGUAAAUCCGGCUGAGAAGGAAGCAAGUGAAGUCCUGCACUCGCUUUUAUCGGUGGAGCGUCGAAGUGUAGACAGUAAAGAGGCUAUAAUUGUGUCUAUACCAUCGGACCAGAACGGCGGCGGCGAAUACGGUGAGAGUGCACAAUGGCACACCCCUGUAAUGGGUCAACACUCCGUGUUCGAACUUGGUGGUGCCCAAAACAUGCAACAGCAUAAUUAUAAUGGACAUCAGGAGCAGGUUCUCUGGCAAGGACACACAAUACAAGUUGAAAAUGGAGAUGGUAAUUUGCAAGGAAUGUCGGGCACCUACAGUAUUGAGUUUGAGACCAAUGUGGAAGGGGGUGACAUGGAGGUUGACACUAAGCCUAAGGUUGAAAAAAAAACAGGCGCUAAGAGGAAGAAAAAAAUUGCUGAAUCGGAUAGUGAUGAAGAGGUCUUGGAUAACAAAUUAGAAGACAAUCCGACUCAGGUUAAGGAAAGAUUGAAAAGAGGCUGUGAUUGCAAAGACAAUUGCUAUAGAGGAUUGAAUCCAGAGGCUGUAUACCGGCACAGGCUCAAUAUAGCUGAACUGACUAAAAGUGAACACGACAUGUACUUGAUGGGUAUAACUAUGGCAAGCUUAGCUAAUCCGGCUGAAACGUCAAGGCACAAAGUUAGGAGGAGAUUAAGGGCUUGCUAUGUAUAUCAAGGUAGAAAAGUUUGCUUAGAGGCUUUUUUGUAUCUCGAGAAUGUAACUCAUUACCAGUUGAAGAGAAUCAGGCAGCAUGUCAUGACCCAUGGAGUAGCGCCAAGGAUACAUGGCAAUGUUGGUAAGAAACCAUACAAUACAUUCACACUCGAUAUUUACAAACAUGCAACUAACUUCUUAAAGGAAUAUCUAAAGCAACACGCAAGUUCUCCCAAAGAUGUACAACCUUCAGGAGAAGGUAAGAAAACUAGUAAAACUGUUAUAAUUCAAGGGGACUCAAGAAAGCAUUUGUUUGAAGCUUAUAAGGAAUAUGGAGAAAUUUUAGAACCUGGAGUAAAGCUCAUGGGUUACUCGACAUUCCGAGCAUUUAUGAAGGAUCAAUUUCCACAUGUUAAAUUUGCUACUAAAAAGCAAGAAAUGCCUAAAGAGAUGGUUCCAUUCCGUAGUGGUAAAUGUAUGUCAUACGACAAAAACAAGGAUCCUAUUAGAAUACAACAGGAGAAAGAGAAAGCAGAAGCUAAAAAGGCAGCUAUGGAAGCUAAGAAAAAGGAAGAGCAUGAAAGAGAACAGCAAGUGCAACAACAAGCCCAACAACAACAACAGCAACAGCAGCAACAGGUUCAACAGCAACAGCAACAACAGGUUCAACAAGUUCAAGUUCAACACCAACAAAUGCAAAAUCAGGGUCCCCAUGUUGUUAUACACCAACAGAAUCCCCAGCAGCAACAACAGAUGCAGCAGCAGAUGCUGGUACCACAAGUGAGUCAACAUCAACAAGUGCUCACACAACAAGUGGGAGGUGUCCAGCAAGUUGCUCAACAACAUUGUGUCCAACCACUUGGUGUAUCAGAAGACAAUGGCCAACCUGUGGAAAUGGCACAGCAAGUCAUACCUUUAGCAGUAGUACAACAACCACAACAAGCGUAUAUUGUCACUCCUGUCUCGCACUUUCAAACGAGAGUUCAAGGAGCAUGGUACAGACAUUGACAAGAGAAUGUUCUGUCCUCCGUUGGUGUCUAUUCCUAAUUUGAGGAACAAAGUGGGUAUACACGUUUAUAUAACAUGGAUCUCGCUGUGACUGAACUGUUUACAUAGUUCCCACAAUCACUAUGAUUGAAUAUGUUAAUUAUAUAAAGCCACUUGUAACUCUGGCAAUAAGUAAGCAAAGAUACUUAGGUAACACCUUUUCAGUAUUGGUUUAUAAACUGAUUUAGUGACUAUUAUUAAGUAUAAAUUUAAUCAUAUUUACACAAUACUAGCGCUA
Melitaea cinxia (Glanville fritillary) is the source of this 2192-nucleotide messenger RNA. RefSeq lists its product as uncharacterized. The record is from RefSeq and is a predicted model, not a curated record. Lineage: Eukaryota; Metazoa; Arthropoda; Insecta; Lepidoptera; Nymphalidae. Bases 218 to 1915 code for a protein of 565 amino acids. The transcript has 4 exons.